AUGGCCGCAGGCGCCCUCCUGCCGUGCCCGAUGUCCCAGCUGGACUUCCUCAAGGCCUCGCACUUCAAGCUGGGGCCCGACCCGCGGCUGCACCGGGGCGUCAUGCAUUCCACGGCGCACCGAGACUUUCCCGCAUACCCGGGGGCCACCCGGGCGCAGCCACCCCCCAGGCUGCCGGGCACGCCGCUCUUCCCAGCGGACGAGCGCUGGGCCAACGGGGAGCGCUUGUCGGAGGCGCGCCGCGCGUUCUCGCCGCCGUGCGCGCCACCGCCGGAGCGGGGACGGGCGCGCCCGCUUGCCAUGCAGGCCAGCAACGUGCGCCUGCACGAGGAUGCGCGCGUCACCGCCAGCAUCUCCAACGCACGCGCCGCCUACGGGUGGCCCGAGCUGCCCGCGCGCGCCCGAGAGAAGAUCCGCGGUGCGCGCCUCAUCUUCGACCUCAACUCGGUGACUCCAGGCGACCGGGACAAGCUGCGCAUCCCGGCCACCACGCACCAGGAGUUCUUUCCGCCCCACGACGCGUGCCCGCAGCCCCGCGCGCCCUGCAGCCACCUCGGGGGCCCCAACAUCCUCACAUGGGACAACAAGAGACAGGAGGGGACUUCCUACCAGAAACAGUUCCAGUCCCUGCCGGGCCCACCUACCUUGAUGUGUAAGAGGGCCUCCUCGAAAGUGGAACUUGGAGACUGCAAGAUUGGCUACGGCCCCAUGUGUUCGGAGCAGAAACAGGCCUACAGGCCCCAGGGCCUGCCCCCAGACAGGUAUGACAAGGCACAGGCCGUGGCCCACAUCCACUGUGUGAAUAUCCGUCCUGGAGAUGGCCUCUUCCACGACAGGACCACCGCGGCAGAGCACUUCUAUCCCCGGGAGCCAGAGCCGUUUGUUCUUUACCACAGUCAGACUCCAGAGUCGCACAUCCUGAAAGGAAAUUGGUGCCCCGGCCCUGGCCAUCUGGACACCUUCAUGCAGUUCUUCUACGGCCAGCCACCACCCCCGACCCAGCCACCCCGCCGCCACAUGCCCCAAGAGCACUUUCAGAGUCACGUGACCCUAGGAGAGUCGAAGCUGCUUGGACACUUUUUCCACACCACUAUGGGCUCGGACUACUACCCCUUGGAGACAGAUCCGGUAGGGACGCAGAAAGCGCCCACCCUCCACCUGCUGCCGAGCAACCUGCCCCAGGGCACCAGAGAAUCCGAUUUUUUAACCAUGAACCAGAAGAUGCUGACGCCACACAGAGCAGCUCGAGUCCCCAUCACUGAAGAGAUGCUACAGCGGUGCAAAUACAGCCACGUGGAGCCCCCUCUGGGUGGACUGCGCUUCCUGUCAACCCAGUACAGGGACGAGUUUCCUGCCAAGUACCAGGGCCCAGCAGUGCUGAGACUGGGCACACCACAGGAGAGCCACGUGCCACUGGGCACACCUCGCCAGAGGCACUGCAGAGAGAAGAUAGACCCUCAGGCCCCCCAGUCCCCUAUGUACCCCUGCCCCAGCCAGCAAUAA
Messenger RNA from Lemur catta (Ring-tailed lemur), 1503 nucleotides. RefSeq names its product testis expressed 45 (gene SAXO5). NCBI's taxonomy places the organism in Eukaryota, Metazoa, Chordata, Mammalia, Primates, Lemuridae. Bases 1 to 1503 code for a protein of 500 amino acids. The record is from RefSeq and is a predicted model, not a curated record. The transcript has 8 exons.